Messenger RNA from Anopheles moucheti, 378 nucleotides. RefSeq names its product bursicon (gene Burs). The transcript has 2 exons. The record is from RefSeq and is a predicted model, not a curated record. Gene Ontology annotation, biological process: animal organ morphogenesis. NCBI's taxonomy places the organism in Eukaryota, Metazoa, Arthropoda, Insecta, Diptera, Culicidae. Gene Ontology annotation, molecular function: receptor ligand activity; BMP binding. The coding region runs from base 1 to 378 and encodes 125 amino acids.
AUGUCUAUCACUGAGGACUUGGACAACGUGCCUUGCCUUGCAGACGGCAAGGAUGGCGGAUCUCACUAUUCAGGAGAUGACUGUCAGGUAACGCCCGUCAUCCACGUGCUCCAGUAUCCGGGCUGCGUACCGAAGCCCAUCCCAUCGUUCGCGUGCAUUGGCCGCUGUGCCAGCUACAUCCAGGUGUCCGGUAGCAAGAUCUGGCAGAUGGAGCGGUCGUGCAUGUGCUGCCAGGAGUCGGGCGAACGGGAAGCGUCCGUAUCGCUCUUCUGUCCCAAGGCGAAGAAUGGCGAGAAAAAGUUCCGCAAAGUAGGUUCCGACCAUCCCGACCCCCGUUACGAUGUUACGCAUGCUGUACGCUUCCGUGCGAUAAGAUAA